AAAGAGGCUUUUAUGUUUCACUCACCGCGGUCUGAGUCUGUUUUGAUUGUGCACGGAUGUUCCUUAGAAUGGAGCCAAUUCCCAAACUGCUCACUGGACUGCUGCUACUGACUUUGUGUGUGGAGGGCUGCUCCAGCCAACACUGGUCCUAUGGGCUGCGCCCUGGAGGAAAGAGAAAUGCUGAAAAUUUGAUUGAUUCUUUCCAAGAGAGAGCCAAAGAGCUUGAUCAGCUGAUAGAACCCCAGCGCUUUGAAUGCACCAUCCACCAGUCACACUCUGCCCUCAGGGGCCUGCAGGAAGCUCUGGUGAGUAAGGUGACUGCAAUGUGGGGAGCUGUAAUAGUGGAAAGGCCCUUUGAUGAACACCUGCAAGUCACCAUAGGGCUGACUGCUGCUUCCCAACAGCUGGGUAACAACCAAGGUUCAACUAGUUUAAGAAUUGCAGAAUUGCAUGCCAUCCUACUUGAUAUUCCUUUUUAA
Messenger RNA from Ochotona princeps (American pika), 479 nucleotides. RefSeq names its product gonadotropin releasing hormone 1 (gene GNRH1). The coding region runs from base 57 to 479 and encodes 140 amino acids. The transcript has 3 exons. Gene Ontology annotation, cellular component: extracellular region. NCBI's taxonomy places the organism in Eukaryota, Metazoa, Chordata, Mammalia, Lagomorpha, Ochotonidae. The record is from RefSeq and is a predicted model, not a curated record. Gene Ontology annotation, biological process: multicellular organism development. Gene Ontology annotation, molecular function: gonadotropin hormone-releasing hormone activity.